This is a messenger RNA of Psylliodes chrysocephalus, 1097 nucleotides long. NCBI's taxonomy places the organism in Eukaryota, Metazoa, Arthropoda, Insecta, Coleoptera, Chrysomelidae. The record is from the annotation of a GenBank genome assembly.
AACGAUUCCAUUAUUGAUAUAAAUAUUUCAGACCUAACAUUUUUAUUUUUAUAUACAUCUGUUUUUUCUACCCAAAUAUAUAUUACAUAUAAACCAUAACAUUUAUUUAUAAUGGAAGAAUAUUAAAUAGAAAUGAUGGGAUCUACAAAUUAAAUGAUCCCACAAUGGACGAGAUAUGCAUGAUUCCACAAUGGUGACUAAAUCACUAGCAGUUUUAGAAGAAUUUAGUGGUCGAACGUAAUGGACGAAGUUUUUAUAAAUGUAAUAGAGGCCAAAAACAGAAGAUGAAAAGAAACUACUUCACACGUCUCCUCGUUCUUUUCCGUCUCGACAUUUGAGCAGUCGGCAUUAAUUAUCUUAUUUUUUGAAAUAUUAUUACACAAAAAUGGCUUUUGGAGAUGUUAGCAGUGAAAAAGGAGUCAAGGAACUUAAUAGCUUUCUUGAAGAUAAAAGUUACGUAAAUGGAUUUUUGUUAAGCCAAGGUGACAUUGACGUCUAUAAUAAAAUAAGCAAAACCCCUGGAGCAAACGUGCCUCACGCCUUACGUUGGUAUAAUCAUAUCAAAUCAUUCUCGUCAGAUGAACUAAAACAACUAGGAAUUUCUGGUGCUAGUCCAUUGAAAGCCGGUACUACAACCACAGCUGCUGCUAAAGAUGAAGAUGAUGAUGAUGUCGAUCUAUUUGGGUCUGAUGAAGAAGAAGAUGCAGAGGCAGCUAAGAUUAGAGAAGAAAGACUCAAAGCUUAUGCAGAAAAGAAAUCUAAAAAGCCUGAAUUGAUUGCUAAAUCCAGCAUUGUACUUGAUGUUAAACCUUGGGAUGAUGAAACAGAUAUGAAAGAAUUAGAAAAAGUCACUAGAUCUAUUGAAAUGGAAGGAUUGGUAUGGGGUGCCUCAAAACUCAUGCCCGUGGGAUAUGGUAUCAACAAACUGCAAAUUAUGUGUGUUGUUGAAGAUGCUAAGGUUUCAGUAGAUGAAAUGGUUGAAAAAAUUCAAGAAUUUGAAGAUUUUGUUCAAUCAGUUGAUAUUGCUGCUUUCAACAAGAUUUGAAGUAAUUUUACUGUAUUUGUUCUUUAUUUCAGAUUACAUUUCUAAAUAACCA